AUGAGUAAUCCUGUGUUUCAGUGUAUUUUGGGAAUCGCAGUUUUGACAGUUGGAGGGACGACACGAUGUCGCAAAGAACUAUUUGCCGAACGUUUAGGAAGGUACCCAGACGCUUGGAGGAUUCUGAACAACACGGCAGAUCAAUUCUUUUUGGCAUUUUAUUCAUUCAGUUCAGAAACGGGAUCAAGCCAAACAUGCUUGCACACAAUUCGCCGUACCAUCGAACAAACGAAGCCUUGGAUGUACAGAUUAGUCUACGGACAUACACUGGACAAUACCACUUUGUGGAGUGGCAACGUAGAGGUUGGAAUAACUAAAACAAAUGAGUCCCUCGUUUUUGAUGACGCCUUUAACACGACAUACAAACUACGAGUUGGCGGCAAAGAUUUUAGAUUUGAAGACAGACAAGACAUUAGCGAAAUAAUUUACACGAAUUUCAACACCUGCAUAGUCAUGCAUUCGGAAUUACUUGGAUACCAAGUUUGGGUCAAAGGAGAUCCUUCAACCAGAACCUGUAGCAUCCCAUACCUUUGCACAUUCCUGUUCGAAGCCUGCGCUGGACGAAGAAAAUACUUUGCAUAUGACAGGCGUAUAUGUUCUAAAAUUAAACAUAAGAGUCCCAACAGCGGGCUCACUAGAGAACACCGAAGCCUGCAAUGA
This is a messenger RNA of Ixodes scapularis (black-legged tick), 660 nucleotides long. RefSeq lists its product as uncharacterized. Bases 1 to 660 code for a protein of 219 amino acids. The record is from RefSeq and is a predicted model, not a curated record. The transcript is spliced from 5 exons. NCBI's taxonomy places the organism in Eukaryota, Metazoa, Arthropoda, Arachnida, Ixodida, Ixodidae. Gene Ontology annotation, biological process: symbiont-mediated perturbation of host defenses. Gene Ontology annotation, molecular function: amine binding.